GUCAGUGCAUCUUUCGUCUUACAUGACCUCGGUAGUGUGCAUUAAGCUUGACAUUCUUUUACGUACACAUGGCAGUCAGUGUUUACAUGUCAGGUCACGGCUGGCUCUAGAUUAUGGGAUUAGUGCAGGCAGUACUACUGUAUUAUGGGCGCUCAGUUCUAAGGGUGCCAGCUAUAGACCAAUAGCUCUGGGUUUUCAGAAUACGAAGAAAGCUGGAGAAAGGAUGUGACUGCACAGCAUAGCACUUCCAUCGCAAUCAUCAUUCGAGGAACCCCCCCAGCAGCUCUGUCAGGGUAUUGUAAACUGCUUCUUCUGAGGGGAACACCCUAAAUACUGGAUUCCAUUCCAAGCUUUGACCUUGUCCCAUUAGCAGGAGAGCCAGGCAAUUCGGGAGACAGUGAAGAAGAAAGGGAACGUAUCGCGAGUGGAAUUUCCCAGCUUUUCAAUAUCCAGUGGAAAAAAAGGGAGUUAUUCAAUGAGUAAUAUUAUGAACCCCAAAGCUAACAAGGAAAUACAUUUAUUUUAAAUUACUGUUCCAGACCUAGACCUAUUUCUCAGCAAAUAGAUUGGGUUUCCUUCUAUCGGAGGAGAAUACAAUUCUAUGCACCAUGAGCACCCGUGCAGUUCCCUAUCAACACAACUCGUACAGCGCAGGCCGUGGCUCCUCAGUGAUUCAGUGUUACAGGUGCCGAGAUGUCUGCAAGGGGGAAGUGGUGAGAGUGCAGCACACCCACUUCCAUGUCAAGUGCUUUACCUGCCAUGUGUGCGGAUGUGACCUGGCCACAUCGGGCUUCUUCCAGAAGAACGGGGAGUACAUCUGCACUUCGGACUACCAGCGGCUGUAUGGGACACGGUGUGACAGCUGUGGGAACUUCAUCACUGGGGAGGUGGUCUCAGCUUUAGGCAGGACCUAUCACCCUAAGUGCUUCGUCUGCAGCGUCUGCAGGAAAGCUUUCCCCAUUGGAGACAGAGUGACUUUCAGUGGAAAAGGCUGUGUUUGCCAGCAGUGCUCUCAUAUCCUGGCCAGCAGCAAUGAACCUGUGAAGAUUCACGGACCAAGCCAUUGUGCUGGGUGUAAAGAGGAGAUCAAACAAGGACAGUCCCUAUUAGCGUUGGAGAAACAGUGGCAUGUGAGCUGUUUCAAGUGCCAGACAUGUGGAAUUGUGUUGACAGGAGAGUACAUCAGCAAGGAUGGCGUUCCAUACUGUGAGUCCGAUUACCAUUCCCAGUUCGGAAUUAAAUGUGAGACCUGCGAUAGAUAUAUAAGUGGAAGAGUAUUAGAGGCUGGUGGAAAGCACUACCACCCAACAUGUGCGAGAUGUGCUCGCUGCAAUAUGAUGUUUACAGAAGGGGAAGAGAUGUAUCUCACAGGAUCUGCGGUUUGGCACCCACAGUGUAAAAAGGCUGCGAGGGCUGAGAGGAAACUCAAGCACAGACGUACUUCUGAAACCUCAAUUUCUCCACCUGGGUCCAGCAUUGGCUCUCCGAACCGUGUCAUUUGCGCAAAGGUGGAAAACGAGAUCCUUAAGUACAAAGAUCUCGCUGCUCUUCCUAAGGUUAAAGCUAUAUAUGACGUUCAGCGGCCCGAUCUCAUUUCCUAUGAGCCCUAUCACAGAUACACCUCAGAUGACACGCUAGAAAGAUACAGCUAUGGGGAGUCUCUGGGAACCCUUUCACCAUACUCACAGGACAUUUAUGACAGUAUUGAUCUGAGACAGAGAAGGGCAUCCAGCCCCGGAUACAUAGACUCCCCGAGUUACAGUCGUCAGGGAAUGUCACCCACUCUGCCUCGCUCUCCUCAGCACUAUUACCCAUCAGGCACUGAAAGUGGCAGAAGCUCUCCAUAUUACAGCCAGGCCGAUGUCAAGUCUGCCACUCCCACCACGUACCAAGCUCCUAAACAUUUCCAUGUGCCAGCAGCAGCAGAACCAAACAUCUACAGGAAACCCCCCAUCUAUAAGAGAUAUGACAACCACCACUUUGCAGGAACGAAAAGCAAGACCAGCGAGGAUAUUUUUCAGUAUUCCAAAUUCCCAGCUGCCUACUCUCCACACCACUAUGAGCAAUCUGAAUCAGACUACUAUCAUUACUCAGGUUCUCCAAAAGCCCCAAGAGCUCGGAGAUUCUCAUCGGGAGGAGAGGAGGAUGGCUGGGAUCACAGCCUCCACAGGAUCCAGAGUAGCAUCGGCAGAAUGAUUCUGAAGGAAGAGAUGAAGGCGCGCUCCGGUUCCUAUGACAACGACCCCUGGGCCAGCGCUCGCAACUCCCGCAGCGGCAGCAAGGAGACCCUGCAGAGCAUUGGAUAUGAGCCGUCAAUGAAUGGAUCUCCCCGGUCUCACUACACAGCUGAUAGCGAUUCUGUUAUUUCUAAGUCAGCCUCUUUGCCUGGUUAUGGAAGAAAUGGCUUACACCGGCCGCAAAGUGCUGAUUACUUCCAGUAUGACAGCAGCAAUGCAGUGAACUGGGGAAUGAGAGAAUACAAGAUUUAUUCUUAUGAAGCGCUAUUAGUAACCACCAGGGGGCGAAACAGGCUGCCAAAAGAAGUAGACAGAGCCAGGUUAGAGCGCCAUUUGUCUCCAGAGGAGUUCUACCAUGUGUUUGGAAUGACAAUCGCAGAUUUUGACCGCUUGGCCUUGUGGAAGAGGAAUGAGCUGAAGAAACAAGCACGGCUGUUUUAAAAGCAAACACAUUAUUGUGUUUAAUACCUUAUACUCUUAAGAGAAGGGACUCAUCAAGACGAAACCGUGAACAAAGUUACAGCCAGAAUGCAACACUGUUUUAAACCCAUCCCCCCCCCCCCCCCCCCUUUGCAAAUGUAUUGAACUUUUUUUUUGUAUUCCAUUUAUAGAUUCUGCCCUUUGUAAAUAUGUCUUCCCAAUUCUCUUAAGAGCUAAAUAGAUAUUGUAGCAUUUGGGCUUUUUCUUAUGGGUUGCAUCUGCAUAGCAGCAAGCUGUAUGACUAGAAUAUUAAUAACAUAUCAGCCAGUGUAUCUGACUGUUUCAGAGUGAAAAAUGCAGCAUCACUUUUUACCUUUCAAGAAAUGUAAUGCAUUUUAACAGAAACGUCUCACAAAAAUAUAUUGGCAUUAUAUAUAUUUUAAUUCAUAUUUGUGUCUGUGUGUGUGUGUGUGUGUGUGUGUCUGCGUGUUCGGUCAGGUUAUAAGCAUCACAUGUUUUUAACAAUUCCAUAACCCUUUCCCUAAAACCUUGUUAUUCCAAUGGAGCACAUUAAAUGAAUUGUUUCAAUAAUGUUUGAAUGUGUUAUUUGUAAAUUAUACAGCUUUAGCACCAUGUUUUUGUGGCUCAUACCUUCACCAUACACAUGUUUCAACCCAUUGAAAAUGAUUGUCACAAAGCAGUGGCACAUAAGAGAAUGUAUUAAGGUCUCCAGGAUUGUCAUGCAUUGAAACACUGUGCUGUAUGGUGGCUCUGGUGUACCACAGGGCAUGCAACCCAAGUACCCAUACUGGGGAUCUUUACGUGAGUGGAUUGUAGGUUGCCUUGUAUUUUUUUUUUUUUUUUUUGCAAGCUAUCAAUGCUUUCAGAAAAAGACACCAAAAAAAAAGUUUUUUGGUUUUAUAUUUUAUUUUUUAAAUGGGUUUGCUUCUGUUUCUAAAGACUACUUUUUUUUUUGCCUGACUGGAACUCCUCCUAACCCCUUCCUCGUAGUUUAUAAUGUUAGAGGGAGGUUGUGUGUUUUUUCUUGCAUUUAAAAAGAAGUUUGUAUUCUUCGUUUUAGUUUUGGAUGACUCUACUGACGCAAAACGAAAUGUAAUCUGUCAAGCUACAUUUGCUGGCCUUUUGUUUUAUUUUAUUGUAUCCAGUCCCAGGAAUAUGUUAACAGGGACACUUCUGCUUAUAUCAUAUGAUAUUAACACCAAUGUCGGUUGUUAAUUGAUGCCAUUAAUGGUUGUGGAUUGUUUGAGGGGCAGCACAAAUUGCACAGCUACAGUAAGCUGCAGGUAUCCUUGCGCUUUUUUGUUGGUGUAGUGCACCUGUGUUAUAAAUAACUUCUGGUAAUUAAGAGGGAAUUUUUAAAUUGUAUUUUUUUUUUUUUUGUAAUGAUCUACAGCACCUAGUUACUUUAUUUAUCUGUCAGUAAUGUAUCAACAUACUAUGUAUAAAUAAAAAUGCCGUUUAAAUAAAAGAAUACCUGUCUU
Molecule: messenger RNA, 4159 nt
Organism: Acipenser ruthenus (sterlet)
Lineage: Eukaryota; Metazoa; Chordata; Actinopteri; Acipenseriformes; Acipenseridae
Gene: ablim3
Product: actin binding LIM protein family, member 3
Exons: 23
Coding region: 609-2678 (689 amino acids)
Biological process (GO): cytoskeleton organization; cilium assembly; lamellipodium assembly
Cellular component (GO): stress fiber; actin cytoskeleton
Molecular function (GO): actin filament binding
Source: RefSeq, a predicted model, not a curated record